Messenger RNA from Balaenoptera musculus (blue whale), 6965 nucleotides. RefSeq names its product collagen and calcium binding EGF domains 1 (gene CCBE1). Gene Ontology annotation, molecular function: calcium ion binding. NCBI's taxonomy places the organism in Eukaryota, Metazoa, Chordata, Mammalia, Artiodactyla, Balaenopteridae. The coding region runs from base 882 to 2180 and encodes 432 amino acids. The record is from RefSeq and is a predicted model, not a curated record. The transcript is spliced from 11 exons.
GCAGGCGCUGAUUAACGGCCCCCUUCCGUGUCUCACCUGAUCUUCCAGGAGUUUCCAGCUCUCACGUGUGUGCGUGGUUUUGAAGCAGCAUUAAAGCUGCUCAGGGCAAGAGGAUUUAAAAGCCCCCUCGGAAAGAGCUGAUGAGAGCUUGUUGCUUGUUCGACCGGAGGACUAAGGGGCUUUAAUGAAGACAGACCACGCUCUGGAAAUGGUGCAAUUUCAGGUUUCAGAGAAGGCAGCUUGGGAGAGCCGCUGCCGCCUUCACCUCCUCCUUCCUCCCUUAUUCUGCUAAGGAGAACCGAGGUAGCGGGAAAGGACAGUGUAAGCGCUCGAGGGGAGAAGCCAAACAUUAGCCUGACCCGGGUCCUUGGAAAGCAACUGACAACAGGAAGGAAGCUUAUUAACCCCUCUGCUCCCCCUCCCUUUUCCCGGGGUGAGAAUCGGCUCCUCCUCCCGGGCGUGCGACCCCGGGGUAAAAUGCAAGCGGCCGCCUGCUUUCCGCACCCUGCGCGCGGCGCCCGGCGGAGGAAGAGGCAGGCGGCGAGGGCGCCGCCCCAAACCGCGUGGAGUGAGUUCGUCUCUCCGGCGUGAACCUCCCGAGCGAGACGGCCUGGACCCCGCGACCGUCGCGCCGGCUGGGCACCGCAGGCGCCUCAUUUCCCGGCCUCUCUUCGGAGCUGGCACUCUGCACCCCAACCCAUAGCCUAAUCCCCCUCAACACCACGGCGCCACCAACCCCCGUGCCUCGCGCAGGUGGCGCAAACGCCCCCGCCCUCGGGCGCCCCCUGCCGGGGAGAGGGAAGGCGGCGGCGGGCGCGGAGGAGCCGGGCGCAGGGCGGGGAGAGAGCUCCGGCGCCGGGAAGAAGCCGGGAGCUUCCCUGAUGGUGCCGCCGCCUCCGAGCCGGGGAGGAGCGGCGAGGGGGCAGCUGGGCAAGGGCCUGGGUCCGCUUCUGCUGCUCCUGGCGCUGGGACACACGUGGAGCUACCGAGAGGAGCCCGAGGACGGCGACAGAGAAAUCUGCUCGGAAAACAAAAUCGCCACGACCACGUACCCGUGUCUGAAGCCUUCGGGCGAGCUCACUACGUGCUUCAGGAGGAAGUGCUGCAAAGGGUAUAAAUUUGUCCUUGGACAAUGCAUCCCAGAAGAUUAUGAUGUAUGUGCUGAGGCUCCCUGUGAACAGCAGUGCACAGAUAACUUCGGCCGAGUGCUGUGUACGUGUUACCCAGGAUACCGAUAUGACCGGGAGAGGCACCGGAGGCGGGAGAAGCCGUACUGUCUGGAUAUCGACGAGUGUGCCACCAGUAACGAAACGCUGUGUGCACACAUCUGCAUCAACACCUUGGGCAGCUACCGCUGUGAGUGCCGGGAGGGCUACAUCCAGGAGGACGACGGGAGGACGUGCACCAAGGGGGACAAAUACCCCAACGACACUGGUGAGCAGGGGCACGAUGAGAAGGCGAAGAACGCAGUGAGAGCCGGCACCUGCUGUGCCACGUGCAAGGAGUUUCACCAGAUGAAGCAGACGGUCCUGCAGCUGAAGCAGAAGAUUGCCCUGCUCCCCAACAGCGCUGCGGACCUGGGCAAGUACAUCACUGGUGACAAGGUGCUGGCCUCAAACGCCUACAUUCCAGGACCUCCUGGCCUGCCUGGGGGUCAGGGCCCCCCCGGCUCACCAGGACCAAAGGGGAGCCCAGGCUUCCCAGGUAUUCCAGGUCCCCCCGGGCAGCCCGGCCCGCGGGGCUCAAUGGGACCCAUGGGACCAUCUCCUGAUCUGUCCCACAUUAAGCAAGGCCGGAGGGGCCCUGUGGGUCCACCAGGUGCCCCAGGCAGAGAUGGUUCUAAGGGGGAAAGAGGAGCGCCUGGCCCCAGAGGGUCUCCAGUAAGUAGCACCGCCUGUCCUGCUUCCCCAGUGCAACGUGCUCAGGGCUGCAGCUCUGAUGCACCUGGACCCCCUGGUUCCUUUGACUUCCUGCUGCUUAUGCUGGCGGACAUCCGCAACGACAUCGCCGAGCUGCAGGAAAAGGUGUUCGGGCACCGGACUCACUCUUCAGCAGAGGAGUUCCCGUUACCUCAGGAAUUUUCCACCUCUCCAGAGACCAUGGACUUCGGCUCUGGAGAUGACAACCCCAAAAGAACCGAGACCAGAGACUUGGGAACCCACAGAGACUUCUAUCCUUAGCACACGCCGACAUCUUCACGCCAAAGGAAGAGAAGUGUUCGCCUGCAGUGAAAUCAUCCAAAGAACAGAACAAAACACCACUGGAGACCUAGAAACGAUACGUUCUUUUUUUUUUAACUCUUUUCCUUUCUUCUCUGUACUUCUCUUAUUCCAAACACUAUUUUCAGGCUAGACAUACUAAAGACAAGAGGGAGAAAAUGAUUGAUUUACGUGCUUCCCCUGGAGAAUCUGCAGUGGAACUUUUCUUUGACUUCCUUAUUUUCCAGGGACUUCUGAUUUCUGAAUUAGGUACUCUCACAGUGUCUUAAAAUUUGGCAGACUAUCAAAAAGGGGGAAAUGGCAAGGUGAGUUCUAAGAAAAUGUGAGUUUACUUAUUAAAAAUAAUAGAUAUGUGUCCAAAAUAGACUAUUACUCCUCAGUGUCAAAAUUAAAUCAAAUUAAUUAAGUCAAAUUAAAUCAAAAUUUUCAGUGAAAAGGGGGAGAUGACAAUGUAUAUUUAUCUUGGUGGAUAAUUCUUUUUCCUUGUCAAUCUAACAGAGUUAAAAUAUCCUGUCCUCUUAUCCAACCUUGUUUCCUAAUUUUGAUUAAAGAAAGGAGAGAAGGAGUGGAGAUUAGAAAAGAUGGAGAAAAAUUACAGUCCCAUAUUGACUGUCCUAUAAGCUGCCACAUAUUAACACUCAGAUGUGACAGUUAAGGGUUCAUACCACGCUUAUCUAUAACUAUCCUAUUUGAAGAAGAAAAUUACUGUAGCUGUAGGAAUAAAUUCUAUUUUCAAGACAAAAAGUAAGUGAAUGCAGUGCCCUGGUUCACAUUAGAACAGCGGGCUCCCGGUUUGCCAGGACAUUUUAAAGCUAUCUGAUCGAAUGAGUGAGCUUGCUUAGUAAACCAUAGAUUAUUUGUUAAAUAAAGGUAACCGACCCUUAGGGAGAGGUGCCGAAUUCCCUGGCUGUGACCGGGUGCCCGCCAGGUGCCAUUAGGCUGUGAUCCAGGUUGAAUCGGUGUAACAGUGGCGCUCAGGCUGGAAGGAGGCUGCCGGCUCGGGUUGUUGGCCAUGGGGCAGGAGAACCUUGGGCAGGGGACCUGCUGCGUCACAGAGGCAGGUAAACUUGCUGUCUGUGGGAAUUAGAAGCCCUUGUCAGGGGCCAGCCAAGCUGGCCAGCGUGUUGAGACUAACACAUAAUUGAAAGAUCUCUUGGAUGUGGGAGGGGAAAAAACAACAGUCUUCCUCGUUGGCUAAAAACUUCCUCCCCGUUUUUCCUUAAUUUUCCAUAAUUUAGUCCAAGUUCCAGUUCUUGCAGGUCUUCUUGAUUUCCCUUCCUCGGCAAACACAGGAAGCAGCUAGAAAAGUAUAUUCCCAAACCUCCCCUGGAGUCAGUGUCUGCUCUUACACUUCUGGGUCCCAGAAGGACACACAUUCCGGAAAAGGCUUUCUCUGGAACCACAGGAGCACCAGUGCUCAAGGGAGGGGCAGGAGCGUCUGCUACUUUGUAAUAUUGUUGGGGAACCUCUUGGUUUUAAUGGGCAGCUUACAGGCUCCUUCAGGUUCACUUUGUUAUUUGACACCCAGAAUGAUGUUUCAUCGACCUGUUCAGGAGACCUUUGCCCUUAUAUUGAGCUUCACAAAGGACCACUGUUACAACUUUUCUUUGCUCAUGUUCCCAUUUCCCACCCUGCAGUGUCCCCAUGACUUUCUGGGCAGUUUGUGUUUAAUUUUCUUUUUCCAUCUCCUUUUAGCCUACAUCAUUUCACUCUCCUGGGAGAGCUUGUUUAAAGACAAGCACUGUGGGUGUUUAUACUGCCACUUUUCAGUCUUUCUUCAGAACGAUAGGAAGGGCUUGUGUUUGCAAAUCUCAAGUGACACCAACCAUCCUUCUCUCGUCCCCAUCCUGUUAGAAACACAGGGCUCCAGUCAGCCAGCCGGAGGCUGAGUUUUUCACCAACACUUGACUCCGCUGUUUCUUACUCACGCAAAGUCCCCGGUGACUGUCCACCAAAAUGUUACAGCUGAAAGCAAACGCAUCCUCGGUGCUCCUUUUCUAGGAUCUUUCCUGCCCCCCUUCAGCCUCUCCGGAAUCUAAUCUUCACAGCAGAAGCCCUCGCCAGCCACGGGUUCGCAGCGAUGAACUGAGCAGAUGUUGAUUCCCAUCUGGUAUAUAUAUUUAACGUUUGCCUGCUUGUGGAACGCAGUAUUUAAAGUGUGUGGAUGGCCGAAUGCUAAAAAAAAAAAAAAUCAUGCACAGGCUCUAUGAGAAAUGAUGAGGUUCAUCUUUGAUUUUUUUUUUUAAUGAAGAAUUUCAGUACCUUUUUAACAAUGAACUGCACGUAGAAAUAGAAUUUUCUUCUCUGUUGUUGAGUACUCAUAAAAUGCAACGAAAUUGCACGUUUAGCCAGAGGCUAGGGUAAUAUAUUAACAGAAUGAAUGGAAGCUGGUAAUAUCUGGGAUUUGUGAGACAAUUCUGGAUAAGAUUUUCUAAACAAAACGCACAGUAACCUGUAUUUUAUCAUCUCAAUCUGCUGGAUCAGGUCAACUUAUAAAAUAAUUAUUUAUCCUCAGAUUUUCAAAACUUGGACUACUACCGUAGGACUAAGUAUGUACUCUGUAUGCCCAAAUUAUAUUUUUCAAAGAUAAGACAUAAUAAGGCAUUGUUAUUCCUAAUGUGUCUUUUAGCUAUGGGUGGAAAACCAAAGCUUCACUGUCUAAACAGGACUUUUGCUUAGAACCUAAUGGAAAAGGCUUUUGGGGGCAAGGGGCAUAAAAUUUGCUAGUUUUGGUAAUCCACUUCAUGUGUCAUGGGGAAGAAAGGUCUUUGUACACUCCUCAAUUCUUUCCCAGAAAUGCUGACUUCAAUUUUUUGCAGCCUGAUAACUAGAACUUAGAAUAGGACUUCAUAGAUUGCUUCUGUUUUGGAAAGCAAUGGGCAUAAAACUCUCCUGUUGAAAAUAGUGCAAGGAGGGGAUACAUUUUAGUUUAAGAAAAUCCUCCUCCCUUUCCAAUUCCACAGGGAGAAGUUAUCAGCGUUAUGAUGCCAAAGCCUAUGGGGAUACAAAGGGAAUGCUGUCUUGUCUCUCCUUCUGUAUUAAUUCUAACACCUGCCACAGAAUGAAUUGGUCAGCUAAAGUCAUUUCUACCGUAUAAACUCAGGCAAGUGUGUUCCUAGCCGAACAGGUAAAUAACAAAUGCACAUUGGCAUCCAGGGGUCGGGGGUUUGUUACUCCACCAGAUACCAGGUGAAGGGCCCCCUGGUUCUGGCCAUGCUCCCUUUCUAGGGUUCAUACUACUGUCGGCCUCGUGAGGCCUGCUGCCAGGCGUGCAGGGGGAGGAUAUUCUUUGUGAGUAGGCGCCAGGCAUCUCCUUGGGGUGACAGCAAAUCCCUCCUCAUACUUCGAGUGUCCCUCGCCCUCUCCCCACUCCAGCCUGUCACAGAGCAGCCUCACUGUAUCACCUUAACGUCUUUCUGAUAACCUUUCCUGAAAGGAAAUUUAUUUGCAGGAAUCCAGGCCAAACAACUAGAAGAACAGAGCCAUGUAAAGUUAUUAAUAAUGAGUUCAGGAAAUAGAUGAAAUUAUUCCUGGCACCAUCAGCAUGUAUGUUUCACAACAAAUCAAAAAAUAAUUUUCCAUUUGAGGAAAAAACACAAACAUGACCGUAAUUGUUAACGCAUAAAACCUUGGACUUCACAUGCUCCUGCAACAAAUAUUACUGCUUUAGGGAUAUAGAAAAAAGACCCUUUUACACAUUCCCCAGGGACCUCAGCGUUCUUUAUGAGAUCCCCAAAGCAAGCACCCAGGGGAAUUCCACGUGUGUCUUGACUAUUUUUAUUUCCAGUGGCUAGUCAUAUACUUCAGUAGCUAUGUUCAUUAUUUAUAACGGGUUCAUAUAACAGUUGAGCUAGUAUUCAAUUAUGGAUGUGAUGCUAUGAAAUACUUUUGAUAAGAUUAUAUAUGCCUAAUAACAAAGUUAUUUUUCUUAUGUGGUUGUAUUGUGUUUUAUCCUGAUGCUCAGUCCUGAAGAAGUAGUCUGUUUAUCAGAUGAAUACGAGGUGAUGGAGAGAGAUGUUUCCCUGAGGAGCCAGAAUCUGCCUUCCGGGUGGGCCGCCUCCUGGGGGAGUGUGGUCCCAACAUUGGAGUCUGAGUCAAGGUCUGAGGGCCCAGCUUCCACUGAAGCUGAGUCUCAGAGGCCCAUGUCCCCAGCUGGGGGGAAUCCUCUGGGACCCCCCUGGUGGGGUUUUCAAACCAGAAGCUCUCUGGGGACCACUGGAGAUGCCUUAGGGGGCGGCUUGUGAGGGCUCCACACCCGCCGCAAUUCCCACUGCACCGUGAGCAACUCAGCCUUCAAUUGGAUUUGGAUUAGGAUUCCACGUAAGUUUUCCUUUAGAAGGGAAAAAAAGUUGACGACCUAAAAAAAGAGGUUACAGUAGAGUUGGGGGAGAGAAAGAAAGCCCCAUGAUUUGGUAGCUAAAGUUCCCUUAUGUGAAGAUUAAGAGGAAGGGACUUUUCAUCAGUUGGGCCACACGAGAGAUGGAGUUAUGUAAUAAAAAGGGAGGUUACUUCUAAGAGCUGUACAGCACUCUUCAGCAGGGUGACUUCAGCAUCCCAAAGUUAAUUUGUGUUUACACAUCUCACUUUCCUCUAGCAAAUAGUUAUCGAAUGCUUGCUGCCAGCUGCACACCGCACUUUGCACAGCAGACACAGGGGAGCAAAAAGUCAUAAUCCCCAUCCUCCUGGGGAUUUGUGGCAAAACAGACACGGAUCCUUCCAGGCAAAAUAAAUUAAUUACGUAAAUUU